GGCUUGGAGCGCGGGGGCGGGGCCUGUGGCGCGGCGGAGCUCCAGCAGCGGGGUCGCAGCGCGGCCGCCCCCACCCGACCCGGCCCGGCCCGGCCCGUCUGUCCCCGCCGCCGCCAUGGGCCUCACGGUGUCCGCCAUCUUCUCCCGCAUCUUCGGCAAGAAGCAGAUGCGGAUCCUGAUGGUGGGGCUGGACGCUGCCGGCAAGACCACCAUCCUCUACAAGCUGAAGCUGGGCGAGAUCGUCACCACCAUCCCCACCAUCGGGUUCAACGUGGAGACGGUGGAGUACAAGAACAUCUGCUUCACGGUCUGGGACGUGGGCGGGCAGGACAAGAUCCGGCCCCUGUGGCGGCACUACUUCCAGAACACGCAGGGCCUCAUCUUUGUGGUGGACAGCAACGACCGGGAGAGGGUGCAGGAGUCCGCCGAUGAGCUGCAGAAGAUGCUGCAGGAGGACGAGCUGCGGGACGCCGUGCUGCUGGUGUUCGCCAACAAGCAGGACAUGCCCAACGCCAUGGCGGUGAGCGAGCUGACCGACAAGCUGGGCCUGCAGACGCUGCGCAGCAGGACCUGGUACGUGCAGGCAACGUGUGCCACGCAGGGCACGGGCCUCUACGACGGGCUGGACUGGCUGUCGCACGAGCUCUCCAAGCGCUAGCUGCAGCCGGCAGCGUGGGGCGCAGGCGGGCCGGGGACGUCUCUCCCAACCGCUGUUCUCUUUGGGUUCCUUUACUUAAGUUUUUUUUUUUUUUUGGGGGGGGUGUUUUUCCUUUCCCCCCAGCGUGGCCUCGUCUCUGUGUGUUUAUCUGGUAGGACUUGAACCUCAAGGACUCUUCGGGCAGCUCUGCCUCGCAGCGCCUGCCUCUGCCCCGACCGCUGCGUGCCGGCCGUGCCCUGCCUGCGAGCGUCCCCCCGGGAGCCUGCAGGGCCGGGCGAGGGGCUCGGGCUGCGUGGACGCCGCGGGAAGGGAAGGAUCCUGCUUUUUAUCCUUCCACAAACUGUAUAGUUCUCUCGGGGAGGGGGCGUAUGGCUGCGUAACGUGCUGUUGUACGUGGAGUAAUUAAACACCACCACUUUGUACCCUG
This is a messenger RNA of Cygnus atratus (black swan), 1085 nucleotides long. It is a transcript of the gene ARF5, whose product is annotated as ADP ribosylation factor 5. The record is from RefSeq and is a predicted model, not a curated record. The transcript is spliced from 6 exons. The coding region runs from base 116 to 658 and encodes 180 amino acids. Gene Ontology annotation, cellular component: cytoplasm; plasma membrane. Gene Ontology annotation, biological process: vesicle-mediated transport; intracellular protein transport. Gene Ontology annotation, molecular function: GTP binding; GTPase activity. Lineage: Eukaryota; Metazoa; Chordata; Aves; Anseriformes; Anatidae.